CCAGCCUCUGAUAAGCCAGGAAAGUGCCUGCUCUGCUCUGCUCUGCUCUGCUGGGAAGUCAACAUAGCUGCUUCAUUUCUGCUCUCAUUCUGUGAGGAAGAGGGCAGACUGCAGGGACACUGCCCAGUUGUUUUAUUCUGAAAGCGUUUAGCAUUGUUGAAGGAAACAACUGGACCAGAGAAUGGCAAAUACCUAUGUCACCACGUCUGAUGGGUACUACCUCGCUGAACCCACACAGUAUUAUGAUAUUUUGCCAGAACAACUCCAUUACCAGCUAUGUGACACAGAUUUCCAAGAGCCACCCUACAGUCAAUAUUCUACUGCUCAGUUCCCUCCUGCUUUACAGUCCCCGUCUUUACAAAGCCAUUUCAGCACAUAUGGCUUGGAGCCACAGUACAGUGGUGGCAGCUGGUGCGGACUCGAUACCCGAGAAUCUAGCCAGUCCACUUAUGUGGUUGUGCAUGAUGAUGAAGAUGAAUUCCCUGGGACACAAAGGUGCAGACCGACUUGUUCUUUACGCUGGAAGGGACAAGAUGAGCUCUGCAUGGUCUGUGGUGAUAAGGCGUCAGGAUAUCACUACAAUGCACUUACCUGUGAGGGCUGCAAAGGUUUUUUCCGACGUAGCAUUACCAAAAAUGCAGUGUAUUCCUGCAAGAACGGCGGCCACUGUGAAAUGGACAUGUACAUGCGCAGAAAGUGCCCAGAGUGCAGACUGAAAAAGUGUAAGGCGGUGGGGAUGUUGGCGGAAUGUUUGCUCACAGAGAUCCAAUGUAAGUCAAAAAGACUUCGCAAGAGCUUUAAGCACAGGCCGACCCUGUCCUCGGCCAUCCAAGUGGAAGAUGAAGGAACAGACACGAAACACGUGUCAUCCACCUCCAGAUCUGGAAAAGGGGCUCAGGACGACAUGACUCUAACUGCAGAGGAACGUCGCCUUCUGAAUACCAUAGUGACUGCUCAUCGAAAGUCCAUGGUUCCUGUAGGGGAAAUAAGUGCACUUCUGCAGGAGUAUUCCAACCCCGAACUAAGUUUUUUGAGACUCUCAGAGGCAUCAAUCCUGCAUGCGAAUUGGCUAAUGAAAUUUACCAAGGGACUCCCAGGAUUUGAAAAUUUAACUGCUGAGGAUCAGACUGCAUUACAGAAAGAGUCAAAAACUGAAGUGAUGUUUCUUCAUGUAGCCCAGCUUUAUGGUGGGAGAGACUCAACCUCUGGAAGUACUGUGAGACCAGCAAAGCCCUCAGCUGGGACACUGGAGGUGCAUAAUCAUAGGGGUGAUGAAUGUGUUUAUUCUUCGGAAAACUUUUUCAAGGAAGGCUACCCUUCGGCCACUCUAACCGGUAUUACUAGAGAAUUCAUUGCUUCACUGUCUUACUUCUACAGAAGAAUGAGAGAACUUAAUAUAACAGAUACUGAAUAUGCUCUGCUUACAGCGACUACAGUGCUUUUCUCAGAUCGUCCAUACCUUAAAAAUAAGCAGCACGUAGAAAACCUACAAGAACCAGUCCUGCAACUUUUGUUUAAGUAUUCAAAAAUGUAUCAUCCAGAAGACCCACAGCACUUCGCUCACCUCAUAGGGAGGCUUACUGAGCUGAGGACUCUGAGUCACAGCCACUCUGAAAUCCUUAGCACUUGGAAAACAAAGGACCCCAGGUUGGUUAUGCUAUUCUCUGAGAAAUGGGAUUUGCACUCACUCUAUUGAAAAUUUAGAGUCAACACUAAAGGUUUGCCUUAAAAUGUCAAAAUCAAAAUUGGAUGAAUGAUUUGAAAAAUGUGAACAAAUCCACUGAGUUAUCAUACAUCGCCAUGGAGACCUUAAGUGCUCAUCACGUGGACUUUUCAACUCUUAGAUGAACACUCCAGGAUUCUUCUCAAGAUUGGAUGCAAAGGAAAAAAUAAUGGAGCUAUGUGGUGGCACAGUCUCUAUACUUGAGAGACAGAGGCAAGAGGACCUUACAUUUAAGGCAGUCCUGGGUGAUGUAAUGAGACCUCAUCUCAGAAGAAGAAAGAGAAGAAUUAAUGGCCAUUGUUUUUUCUCGAGUCCUCACCUGAAGAAACUAUUUUUUUGUUUAGUUAAAAUACAUAAUGUAUAGAUGUGAACAAAGGUUAGUUAUGAUUAGGAUAAGGCAGUUUGUGUGCCUCACCAAUUAAGGAUACACGAUGGAGUAGAAGCCAAUGCUUAGAACCUCUGUUUCAUGAGUGACUAAAGAAGAACAAAACCUUUUCAAAUUGUAUCUGCUUUGUAUUUUUAAUAAGUAUGUGCUAAUUGCACAGAAUGGUAGUUUCAUUAUGAAAGUUUCAUACAUAUAUAUUAGGUAUUUCCAGCGUAUUUGCCACCCACACUGUGCUCUCCACCCAAUACCAGUACCCUUCUCAUCCCCCUAAUAUUUCCCCUUCCCCUUCCAUGCCCUAAAGCACCAGAUUCACACAUGCAAGAAAAUAUUCGAUUCCAGUCUGAGUCUGGUUUGUUUCCUUUGACAUGAAGAUAUCAUCUAUUUCUCCUGCAAGUGACAUAUUUUCAUUCCUCUUAAGGACUGGAUUGUGUGUGUAUAUCUGUACAUAGCACAUUCUAUUUAUCCAUCAUCUGCUGACGGCACCUGACUGGAUUGUGUGUGUAUAUCUGUACAUAGCACAUUCUAUUUAUCCAUCCAUCUGCUGAUGGCACCUGACUGGAUUGUGUAUGUAUAUCUGUACAUAGCACAUUCUAUUUAUCCAAUCCAUCUGCUGAUGGCAUCUAGUUUGAUUCUGUACCUUGGCCACUGUGAAUUGAAAGACCAGGAAAAAUUCAGACCCCCUAGCAAACAGAGUAGAGUCAAAAAUGUAGGUCAGCCAGUUCAGUGACUCUGUUCCAGGAACUGGCUGACCAUAAAAGUUAGAUUAAAAUCUUAAGAACAAUCUUGAGAAACAGGAAGCUUCUCCUUGUGAUUUUUCACUGGUAUUCUCGACAUUUUCCAAUGACGCCAUCCCUACCCCCUUGGGUUGUGGUUUCCUCCUUUAAAUACCCCUUCUCCCAGAUACUCGGGGUUGAACUCCUCUACCCCUGCGUGGGAUACGAGUCUCGACCCCAGUGCACUGGUUCCUAUCAAUAA
Rattus norvegicus (Norway rat) is the source of this 3083-nucleotide messenger RNA. RefSeq names its product nuclear receptor subfamily 1, group H, member 5 (gene Nr1h5). Gene Ontology annotation, biological process: lipid metabolic process; DNA-templated transcription; regulation of DNA-templated transcription. Gene Ontology annotation, cellular component: nucleus. NCBI's taxonomy places the organism in Eukaryota, Metazoa, Chordata, Mammalia, Rodentia, Muridae. The record is from RefSeq and is a predicted model, not a curated record. Gene Ontology annotation, molecular function: DNA binding; sequence-specific DNA binding; DNA-binding transcription factor activity, RNA polymerase II-specific.